GGUUCCGGGUUACCAUGGGAAUCGAGAAUUGACGUCACUUAGGGCUUCCGCGCCAUACCCCGCUGUCGACCCAGAAGCGAAGGGCGGAGAGGAAGCUUUGACCCGUCUACGCAUGCGCGCCCUACUCCACUCAUCCCCGGCGGCAAAUCUCGUUCGGCCUGGGUACCGCCGCGACCUCUCGCUAAAUCCCAGCGAAACUGCUCCCCGUGGGAGGGGAGUAGAGAAAAAAAAUCGACCAAGCGACAGCCAAUCCCAUGACACUACGACGCAACCGCGAAUGAUGGACUCAACCAGCGUUAGCCAAUGAGAAAGCCCGUUGCUUCCACGUCACAGUUUGCCCCACCCUAUCCCCCUCCUUUCUGGACUCCGAGCUCAGUUCGCGCAGUAACAAAUGAAGUGCGCGCAGCGCCGCCUCCGAACUCGCCAGGCUCGGCCGCCAUUUCUUCGCCUGGCCUAACGGUCCGGCCAAUCCCAGCGUACAUCGAGGAGGGCUAAGGCUCCACCAAUCGCAGGCCGCCGAUUCCGACCCCCUUGCCUCGGCUCGGCCCAAUCCAGGCCUCGGACCCGUCGCCCCCGGCCCGCCCCCGCGGCGCCCUCUCUCCUCCCUCUUUGUGCGUCUCGCGCCGCCGCCGCCCGCCGCGUGAGAGGACGGGCUCGGCGCGCUCCGCGGCAGCGCAGUCGGGUCCCCUCCCCCCGGAAGGUUCGCGAAGAAGAAGCCGCCGCCGCCUAAAAGGAGCCGCCGGUGCCGGUCCCCGGGGGCGCCAUGGCGACCGGAGCGAACGCCACGCCGCUGGGUAAGCUGGGCCCCCCCGGCCUCCCCCCCCUUUCCGGGCCCAAAGGGGGCUUCGAGCCGGGGCCACCGCCUGCUCCCGGGCCUGGGGCGGGGCUGCUGGUGCCCGGGCCGCCGCCACCCCCGCCCGUGGGCGCGGUGGGGGCCUUGACCGCGGCCUUCCCCUUCGCGGCGCUGCCGCCGCCGCCACCGCCGCCGCCCCCGCCUCCCCAGCAGCCGCCGCCGCCGCCGCCCUCCCCGGGCUCCUCGUACCCGCCGCCGCAGCCUCCCCCUCCGCCGCCGCUCUACCAGCGCGUGUCGCCGCCGCAGCCGCCGCCACCCCAGCCGCCCCGUCAGGACCAGCAGCCGGGCCCGGCCGGCGGCGGAGGAGACUUCCCAAGUAAGAAGCGAAAGAGGAGCCGCUGGAACCAAGAUACCAUGGAACAGAAGACAGUGAUUCCAGGAAUGCCGACAGUCAUCCCGCCUGGACUUACUCGGGAACAAGAAAGAGCUUAUAUAGUGCAACUGCAGAUAGAAGACCUGACUCGUAAACUGCGCACAGGAGACCUGGGCAUCCCCCCUAACCCUGAGGACAGGUCCCCUUCCCCUGAGCCCAUCUACAAUAGUGAGGGGAAGCGGCUUAACACCCGCGAGUUCCGCACCCGCAAAAAGCUUGAAGAGGAGCGACACAACCUCAUCACUGAGAUGGUUGCCCUCAACCCUGAUUUCAAGCCACCUGCAGAUUACAAACCUCCAGCAACACGGGUGAGCGAUAAAGUAAUGAUUCCACAAGAUGAAUAUCCAGAAAUCAACUUUGUGGGGCUGCUGAUUGGGCCCAGAGGGAACACCUUGAAAAACAUAGAGAAGGAGUGUAAUGCCAAGAUCAUGAUCCGAGGGAAAGGGUCUGUCAAAGAAGGGAAAGUUGGCCGAAAGGAUGGCCAGAUGCUGCCUGGAGAAGAUGAGCCACUUCAUGCCCUGGUUACUGCCAACACCAUGGAGAAUGUGAAGAAAGCUGUGGAGCAGAUAAGAAACAUCCUGAAGCAGGGUAUCGAGACCCCUGAGGACCAGAAUGAUCUACGGAAGAUGCAGCUUCGGGAGUUGGCUCGCUUGAAUGGGACCCUUCGGGAAGAUGAUAACAGAAUCUUAAGACCGUGGCAGAGCUCAGAGACACGCAGCAUUACCAACACCACAGUGUGUACCAAGUGUGGAGGGGCUGGACACAUUGCUUCGGAUUGCAAAUUCCAAAGGCCUGGUGACCCCCAGUCAGCUCAGGAUAAAGCACGGAUGGAUAAAGAAUAUUUGUCCCUCAUGGCCGAACUGGGCGAAGCGCCCGUGCCAGCAUCUGUGGGCUCCUCCUCUGGGCCCGCCACUACGCCCCUGGCCAGUGCACCUCGGCCUGCUGCUCCUGCCAACAACCCACCGCCUCCGUCUCUCAUGUCCACCACCCAGAGCCGCCCACCUUGGAUGAAUUCCGGUCCUUCAGAAAGUCGGCCCUACCAUGGCAUGCACGGAGGUGGUCCUGGUGGGCCUGGAGGUGGCCCCCACAGCUUCCCACACCCGUUACCCAGCCUGACAGGUGGGCACGGUGGACAUCCCAUGCAGCACAACCCUAACGGACCCCCACCCCCUUGGAUGCAGCCGCCUCCGCCGCCGAUGAACCAGGGCCCCCACCCACCUGGGCAUCAUGGCCCUCCUCCAAUGGAUCAGUACCUGGGAAGUACGCCUGUGGGCUCUGGGGUCUAUCGCCUGCAUCAAGGAAAAGGUAUGAUGCCGCCGCCGCCUAUGGGCAUGAUGCCGCCGCCGCCGCCGCCUCCCAGUGGGCAGCCCCCGCCCCCUCCCUCUGGUCCUCUUCCCCCAUGGCAGCAGCAGCAGCAGCAGCCUCCGCCACCCCCUCCGCCCAGCAGCAGUAUGGCUUCCAGUACCCCCUUGCCAUGGCAGCAAAGAUCCCUCCCCGCAGCGGCGAUGGCCCGAGCCAUGAGAGUGAGGACUUUCCGCGCCCAUUGGUGACCCUUCCAGGCAGACAGCCUCAGCAGCGCCCCUGGUGGACAGGAUGGUUCGGCAAAGCAG
Messenger RNA from Enhydra lutris kenyoni (northern sea otter), 2836 nucleotides. Its product is annotated as splicing factor 1. Lineage: Eukaryota; Metazoa; Chordata; Mammalia; Carnivora; Mustelidae. Gene Ontology annotation, biological process: regulation of mRNA splicing, via spliceosome. Gene Ontology annotation, molecular function: zinc ion binding; mRNA binding. Gene Ontology annotation, cellular component: nucleus. The record is from RefSeq and is a predicted model, not a curated record.